Messenger RNA from Verruconis gallopava, 1302 nucleotides. RefSeq lists its product as uncharacterized. Gene Ontology annotation, molecular function: zinc ion binding; SUMO ligase activity. The coding region runs from base 1 to 1302 and encodes 433 amino acids. The transcript has 2 exons. Lineage: Eukaryota; Fungi; Ascomycota; Dothideomycetes; Venturiales; Sympoventuriaceae. Gene Ontology annotation, cellular component: Smc5-Smc6 complex; nucleus. Gene Ontology annotation, biological process: protein sumoylation; double-strand break repair via homologous recombination. The record is from RefSeq and is a predicted model, not a curated record.
AUGGCGCCGACAAGAGCACGUUCUGAGCUCCCCUCGGCGUCUCAGAGGCUAGCAGUACGUCCAGAGGCAACGGGUAUCUUGUCGCGCCAGCUGCGCAGCGAAAUUCCAGAAUAUGAGCCUCCUAAAUAUCCACUAUCAGACACAUCAAGGCGCAAGCUUGAGGUGUUGGCGAAAAAGUACGAGCGGCGAGAUUUGGGGAAGAAGCACGCAGCCGCUUUGAAACUGCUAAGUGCUUGCGCGCACGAUAUCAAUGAGGAACUGGCGAACCUGGAGCGCCAGCUUGAUAAGCAGCAGAAGAAAGCAGAGAAGGGCGCAGAGAACGCCGACGUAGAAUCGUGGCAGCAAAAGCUUGACGACUACAAACCGAAGCACCAGAACUUCCAGAAACGCAUCGAAAAGUAUGCCAGGACUUGUGUGGACCUGACGCAACGGCAUGAAGCUCUGGUCAAAGCGACUCAAAAUAGCGCGGAGGCAGCGCCACUGGGGCAGACACCUUCUCAGAGAGUCACAAGGAGCACGCAGGCAGAGAGUAUGAGCAGUUUUGAACCAACUCUACCUGGUGGGACGGCAGCAGAUGCCGAUGGCGAUAUCGCAAUGGCCGAAGCAUCAGAAAGCGCCCUGCAAAGAUUCAAGACACAAAGGCAAAAAGAUGUGGAACAUUGGAAAUCUUUGAGUUUGUUUGACCGCUAUGCCAACAACAGAGACUAUGCCAACUAUAAAGAAGCGGAACAUGAGGGAUAUUAUGGCGACGAACAAGAUGUGCCUCCACCAAUGCGAUGGUUCCAGACUGAAGAACCGGCUCCGGGAACCGCUACUCAGGGGGCUGCGGAGGAGAGUGAUGACGAUGUCCAGAUAUCAAGUACCAGAAUCAGCACGAAGUGUCCUCUUACACUGAGGGAAUUUGUGGAUCCUGUAAUGAGCACUGUUUGCAAGCACACCUUCGAGAAGGACGCCAUCGUAGAAUUGAUAGGUAAUAGACCGCGGACACAGUGUCCUGUUGGCGGUUGUUCAAACCAUAUUACUAAAGCACAGUUGGCACCGAAUGAGAAACUAUUGCGAAAAAUACGUCGGAUUCAGCAAUCACGCAGCCGCCGUCGCGAGGAGCUGGAUGAUGAGACCAUACCGCGUGGAACCAACGCAAACACGUCAAUAUUGUUAUCUGACGGACCGGAUGCAGGAGGCUUCCAAUCUCUUGACGCCGAUUUUAUCCCCAAGAAAGAGGCUAUGUCACAGUCACAGCAACGGACCAGGGCUAUGGCAACGCAAUCCGACGUCACCGAUGACGACCUAGGGGGUGAAUGA